Molecule: messenger RNA, 1902 nt
Organism: Fimicolochytrium jonesii
Lineage: Eukaryota; Fungi; Chytridiomycota; Chytridiomycetes; Spizellomycetales; Powellomycetaceae
Exons: 1
Coding region: 1-1902 (633 amino acids)
Molecular function (GO): protein binding
Source: RefSeq, a predicted model, not a curated record
AUGCGGGCCCAUCACACGCGGCACUUCCGCAACCUUGCAAUAGCAGCAGCAGCCGCUUCUCCUCCAAGGACGGCACGCCUCCCCAUCAUAUAUUGGCCGCCGUGCUCCCGCUCGUUGUCUCCGUUUCGGAGCUUCCAUUCCGGUCGGCUAGCUGCGACGCUAGAACGGGAAAGGGGAAACGAUGAUCGCAAAGAAUCCUCUCUCGGAAAUGCAGCUGACCGAGACCUCUCAACUUCUGGCGCCAGGGAAACGGAGCACUCACGCAGCGCAACGUCCGCUUCAAAGUCGAAGAACCCAACGAUCUUGCAGAGUGCUCAUUCGAAAGAAGCGGGAGAGAAUGGACAGGAACCACCACCGGCAGGUGCUCCUCAACAGAGCGAACAAUUAUCAAUCUCCCCACCCACCCCGUCAGCCCACCUCCCUCACUGGGCCAGACCCCAAACCCGCAAAUACCGCACCCUCCGCGACCCAAAACUCUUUCGCACCCUCGAUGCCGCUCUAACAAAUCCCACCCCGCCACCCGCUCGCAAAAUCUGGUCCCUCUAUCUCUCCAUCCGCAGGGCAAACGACGUCUCCCAUUGCACAAACCACCACUUCCGCACCCUCCUGCGCGUUCUGAAAACCCCACACUCGCUUAAUCUCACGCCCCGCGACCACCUCCAUGCGAUCAAUACACUGUGGGAAGACUACUUUGCCGCGUCUGGCCAAGAUGCACCGGAUGUGGAUGUCUACAGCGCAUUUUUGGACGCUUAUACCCGCGCAGGCAGCGUCGAGGGCGUGGAGAAGUUGAUGUUGGCCAGGAAUCUGCAUGGGGUCAAGCUAUCCCUUUUCAGUAUCAGGGAAUCGAUGGUGGAAUGUCUCGCGCGUUCGGGACGGUUCGACGAGGCGAGGGUGAGUAUUUAUGGUGGAACCGGGACCGGUGCGAAACGAAUGGUCUGGACGCGCCCUCAAACAACGCAGUUAUGUAAUGCGUUCAUCAAGGGAUGUGCGUUGGGACACCAUCAGGACGAGAUGGAGGGGAUGGUCGCGCACAUGCAGCAGCAACGUCGAGACGCCGAGAGCGCAGCAGCACAACCAAACGCAGAUCUGGACACAACAACCCACCGCCACCUCAUCGCCUACUACGCCGUCACCAAGCAGAUUCCCCACAUGGAACGGUGGUUCGACCGUCUCAGAACAUCCCACCCAAUACCGCCAACCGCGCGGACGUACAUUUCCCUCCUCGGCGGGUACGCACUCGCCGAACACCCUGCGAAAGUGAGUGCGACUUUGGACGAAAUGGACCGCGCUGGGAUACGGCCUACGGACCGCUCGGCGUUGUAUGUGACGGGGUUGGCGGCGAGGGUGCGGGAUCCGGUGUUGGCGUGGAGGGGGUUACGGUGUCCUGUGGAUGCCGAGUGGGCGGAUGAAGAGGGUGCGAGGCGGGGGGGGUGGAAAAUCGGGUUUGUCAAUUCUCGGACAGCGAGAAACGUUGCGGUUGCUAUGGGAGAUCUUCGUCGGUUGGCUUGGCGAUCUGGGGAGGAUGGUCCGAAUGGGGAACCCACCCACGACACCACCACCACCCCCCUCGAAACACCCGUGCCCGAGACCGCAAAUGAUGCCGUGAGCACGACGGCGGUCCCCCCCAUCCCUCACCCACCACCAACCCCUUCCCAAAUCCUAUCAACCCUCCACCAAAUCCUCACAAUCGCACACCUCCCGACCACCCCACCCCACAUCGCCACCGCCCUCCGUACCCUCCUCAAAGGAUACGCCGCUAUUCCGUGUGCAGAUAGCGCGGAGGCGGUACUGGGGUGCUUUGAGGUGGCGGGGUUGGAGGUCGAUGAGGCGUCGAGGAGGUUGGUUAAGGCAAGGGGGUGGAAGACAGGGGGUCAGGGUGGGAAACGAGGGGGUGGCGAGUGA